Molecule: messenger RNA, 2859 nt
Organism: Uncinocarpus reesii 1704
Lineage: Eukaryota; Fungi; Ascomycota; Eurotiomycetes; Onygenales; Onygenaceae
Exons: 1
Coding region: 1-2859 (952 amino acids)
Cellular component (GO): microtubule; membrane; cytoplasm
Molecular function (GO): GTPase activity; microtubule binding; GTP binding
Source: RefSeq, a predicted model, not a curated record
AUGGCCAACGUCGAGCACAUGCCGUUAAACCUGUUGCAGGCGGAAGGCCCAGCAGAGCUCCUUAGCCGCAUCGACGAGCUCCGGAAUUUGGGCUUUAGGCACCGGAUUUGCCUACCUCAGCUAGUUGUUUGCGGACACCAAGGCUGCGGGAAAACGUCAGUAUUCCAGGCAAUCACCGGCAUCUCGUUUCCUGUGGGCCAUGGCGCUCGUACUCGAUUUGCAAUCGAAGUGAUUUUUCGACGAUCACCGGAAGUGUCGACUCGCGUCAAAAUCCGACCAGGCGUAAACGCAUCGCCGGACCAUCAGCACAGGCUUCAAACGUUUUCAACACCGCACAACUGGCUCGAAGAUGUUUCUCAGCUCAUUACCGAUGCCGAGCAGUUUCUAGGCUUGAGUAAAGAACGACAAUAUUCGCAAGAUGUCUUGCAACUCGAGGUCUCCGGACCUUCACUUCCGGAUUUGACCGUCAUUGAUUUACCCGGGCUCCUCCAGGAUCCUAAUGGGACUGAAACAGCGGAAGAUGUUGCUUUAGUCAGGGAGCUUACAGAAGCAUACACGAAUAACCCUCGAAGCAUUGUUCUUGCUGUGCUUUCCGCGAACAUGCCUCUUGCUCAGCACUCUGUUAUCCGGCUAACAGCGCCCUGCAAGUCGAGGACAAUGGGAAUUAUAACAAAGCCGGACGUAUUGGACCCAGAUUCUUCUACCUUGGCUACCUUCCAUGCACGAGUAAAGUACCAAGAUAUUCCAUUGCGGCUGGGUUGGCAUGUUUUAAAGAAUGUUGACACCAAUCACAAAGAUGCUUUCGGAUUGAACCGAGAUGAAACGGAGAGUCUCUUUUUCAGCAGCUCUAUUCCGUGGAGGACGCUUUCACCUAAUUCAAUUGGAAUCGAUUCUCUUAGAGAUCGCUUAAAUAAAGUACUAUUGGCUCAGGUCGAGCUGCAGCUCUCUAUGUUGUCAACCGAAAUUCAGCAGGAGCUCGAAAUUCAAAGAGAGUCACUACACCAGCUAGGGCCGGACAUGCUUACAGCAGCAGAACGGCGAUUGCACAUUACCACUAUUGGCGAAAAGGUUCAGAAAUUCACCAGGGACGCCGUCCUUGGUGAAUAUACUGAUCCCUACUUCAGACACCACUCGAAUGAAUCAGUACGGCGUCUUCGUUCGGUUUUGCGGAAAUGGGCGGAGGAUUUUGCUGUAGACAUGCGACAAAGGGGCCACAGUCACUAUAUAUACGAAGAUACAAGUUUGAAUGUCAUCCCGGCACAAGGAUUUGCGGACGACCCCCAACCUAUUUCGAAAUCAGAGUACAUCAGUGGCAUUCUGCAGCUCCUUAAAUCCAAUAACGUUCACGGGAUUUCUGGACUAGCGAAUUCCCAGGUCAUUUGCGAGUUAUUUGUACGCCAUUCCCUAAAAUGGGACAAGAUAACGAAGGCUCACGUUUCGGAGAUUUGGAAAAAGGUAAAACGGUUCUUAGAUGGGGUUCUUCAUCACGUUGCUGGCUCAAGCACAAGCAACGCUAUUAUGCGUGAGAUCAUUAACUGCAAAAUGGAGGAAAGGCUACGGAAAACGAAUUCAAAAGUCGACGAACUGCUGGUUCCAUAUAGGAGGAUGAUGCUGUCGACUUUGAAUGAACAACUAAUCUUUAAAUUGCGCCACAUCCGACGGGAGAGUUCCCAGAAGAUAGAUCCUCAUGGGGCAUCAGAUGACAUGAAUCUUUCGAUAUGCAAUGGGAUUCUUGAUUGCAUGCAGUCAUAUUAUUCAAUGGCUCUUGGAGUUUUCCUCGAUAACGUUGCCGGAUUAGCGGUUGAGAGUUGUCUUAUAGAGGGUAUUGAAAAUAUUAUGUCCCCGACUCGGAUCUCGCAAAUGACAGACGGGGAGAUUGAGCGCCUCGCUGCGGAUUCCAAUGAAGUGAGAAAUGCUAGAGCAAGGAUUGCAAGAAAAGUGAAAGUUUUUGAAGUUACUGCUGCAGCUUGCAUGCGAUGCCAAAUGGCUGCACUGGAGUCCUCAGCGCAGAAUUAUAAUACCUUAUCUGAUGAGAGCGCCCCGAACUCCCCUACCUUUGGUUCCGACUUUUCUUCUCAAAAAGAUUCGUCUUCUUUUAGUGACGUUGAGGGUUUGGAGAAAUCCACUCUUUCGUACUCACCCUCCAAAAGUGUUGGGCGCAGGAGAUCCAAUAGCUCCUCUAGACUUUUGGUAUUUCCCUCUCCCGGCCGGAUACAAGGGGAGCCUUCGCACAUUGGCAGUAACAACCCUGCUUCAUCGGCUGGGUCCAAUACAUCGUCCCCAACGUGGCCCUCGUCUUUUGAUUCUAAACAGUCUGCGCUACGUUCAUCCUAUAUAGGCUCUAGACCAGUGGCUCAGAGCGGUACGGUUAGAACCCAUACAGCACCGGCACGUAUACCUUCGCCUGAACUCGUAUAUCCUGGAAACUCUGGGGCCACUCGAUUUUAUACGCACGGGCGCGCCCUUUCGGCAGAUAAAAUCGAUCCUAUGUCCCGCGACCUAUUGACUCCCCUCGGAUUCUCCUAUGAGAGUACGAGACAUGCUCGCACCCUUUCUGCGGAGCGGAUUAUGCCACCAUUGCCAGAGGCAACGGUUUUCAACUCUCGGCAUGCGCGCUCUCUGUCUGCAGACAAGUUCAACAAUCUACCGGCUCCUCCACCGAGAAGCCCAGCGCGGACACUCUCCCUCUCCAUCCUAACAAAGUCGAAAAUUACGGGGCAUCAACCUCUACGAAGGCGACUCUCCAAACUGAAACCGGGAGCCACGACGGAAGAGAAAGUGCCAUCGAUCUCUUUACCCUUUAACUUCCAGCAUCAUGGCGCCGUCCCGGCUUCCGGAGAGCCGGCGCAAUUGAUUUGA